CUCCAAACACUUCAACGGAGGUGAAAAAGUGAUGACAAAUGAGUGGGAGGUGAAGGAGAAGAGGAUUUCUACACAUGUGAUGCUGGUGAUGUAAAUCUGCUGCGCUGUGUUUCUCCUCUCUUCCGGGUCGUCACCUGUCCACCAACACUGAGCAUCACUCCUCCUCUCGCGCUCAGCACCAGCAGCAUCCACGAGCUCCUCUCGUGACACACGCGCUCAGACAAACAUGGUGCCGUUGAGCGACACGUCGGGGUAAAGCAUCCCGAAAGAGGAAGGAGAAAGAAAAAAAAGAAAGAAAGAAAGAAAAAAACGAGAUGGAUGAAGAAUUUACUCGUGAGCAGGAGCAUCUGCUGACUUUCGUGAGGAAACUCAAAGAGGUGUUCGACGUGUGUGACGAGGACUCGGACGGUUUCAUCCGUCCUGAACACCUGGUGCAGCUCGGGUGUCAUUUCGGUCAGGCAGAACAGGUGAGGAAGUUGGCAAAAUGUCUGGACCCCGACUCUCAUGGGAGGAUCAACUUCAAAGACUUCUGCCGUGGUGUCCUCACCAUGAAAGGUUAUGUCGGGAUGAUUAAAAAGAAAAGUAUGUCACAGUUCAUCAGGCAGCCACUUGAAACGGCAAAGAGUUUCUAUCAGGGUGUCGAGGAGGAGCCGGUCUGUCCGGUCAUCAUGUGCACACGGGUUGAUCCUGACCCCGUCCCUGAGUGCCAGCUGUUCCCAGGAGAGGUGGAGGAGCCAGAGGAGGAGGUGGCAGACGAGGGCAGGGAGAGGGAAUCAGACAGAGACAGUGCUGUGGAAAGCACCCAAGGGUCGGACACCUCCGAAGGCCUGAUCAGACCGGGAGACAAAGAGGACGUACUGGGGGAUCUGUUUUUCCCCGGGGAGAAGUGUGGUCAGACCAGCAUCUCAGUGACCUCCGACUUAUCGACGCGUUCCUCUGCUUCUCUGAACGAGGAGCAGUUUGAGGACUACGGAGAAGGGGAGGAACCGGACUACAUUCCCAGCAGCCCCUGCCCAGACGACGAAAUUCGCACCAACGGAUACUCCGACCUCGGCUCAUCUGUUCCCUCUAGUGCAGGCCAGACUCCUCGUAAGGUGCGUCAGCAUUACACUGGGGAAAUGAUGGAUGUCUACUGUUCCCAGUGCAGCAAAAAGGUCAACCUGCUCAAUGAUCUGGAGGCUCGCCUCAAAAACCUCAAGGCUAACAGCCCCAACAGGAAAAUCUCCAGCACUGCGUUUGGCAGGCAGCUGCUUCACAACAGCAACUUGAGCAGCAGUAACGGCAGCACAGAGGACCUUUUCAGAGACAGCAUCGACUCCUGCGACAUCGACAUAAAUGAGAAGGUGAGCUAUCUGGAGAAGAAAGUGGCAGAACUGGAGAAUGAGAUUCUGAUGAACGGUGAUCUCAAGUCCAAGCUGAAGCAGGAAAACACACAACUAGUGCACAGGGUUAAUGAGCUGGAGGAGCAGCUUAAAGACCAGGAGACGCGAGCAGAACAAAGUGUGCAGGAGGAGUUGAGACGACAUCGAGAGGCCUACAGCAAGAUGGAGAGGGACAAGAACACACAGAUAGAGCUGCUGACCAACCGAGUUCGACAACUGGAGGACGAGAACAGUGACAUUUCUAUGAACAUGUGCAGACUCAAAUCACAGACAGAGAAACUGGAUGAGGAGAAACAGAGGAUGACAGACAAGCUGGAAGACACCAGUUUGCGGCUAAAGGAUGAGAUGGACCUCUACAGGAAAAUGAUGGACAAACUGAGACAGAACAGAUACCAGUUCCAGAAAGAGAAGGAAGAAAUGCAGGAGCUGAUAGAGGACUUGCGUCGAGAAUUGGAGCAUUUGCAGCUCUUCAAGCUGGAGACGGAGAGGCCUGGCCGCAGCGGCAGCUCUUCAUCAGGGCUGGCGGACUUCAACACCAGGACCAGGGAGGUGGAGCUGGAGCACGAGGUCAAGCGGCUCAAGCAGCGAUUUGUGUCCCAGGACUUUCUCCCCCCUGAAUUCCAGCACCUGGUGUUAUCUGGGGCUCGGCUCCGUCCUGGUCUGAUGGAGAACCAGAAGCUGAGGGAGCAGAACGAUGAGCUCAAUGGUCAGAUCCUCAGCCUCAGUCUGUAUGAAGCCAAGACCCUGUUUGCCACACAGACCAAGGCCCAGUCUCUAGCUGCAGAGAUAGAUAACGCCUCCAGAGACCAGCUAAUGGAAGCCCUGAAGGAGCAGGAAGAAAUCAACAUACGACUGCGACAGUACAUGGACAAAAUCAUCCUGUCCAUUCUGGACCACAACCCCUCCAUCCUGGAGAUUAAGAACUAGCAGUGACUCAACUGGAAUGAGAACAUUUCCCGGUUUCAGGAAAAUUAUCAUUCCAGUUGUUUGAUGAGAACCUGCACACUGGGGUUAGGAAUCUGUACAGGAAUGCAGAGAGAACCAGAGCCAGUCUUGGAACCUGGAACAUAUAAAUAGACACACGUCGCCCCCUGCUGUUUGUGGCAGGGAAAAGAAGAACUUCUGCACUGAGCUAAAGGGAGAUUUUUUUUUCAACAAGUUUUUGCUCUCUGGCUGUAGGUCAAACUACUGUGAGUCUUCAGCUCCUACCCUGCUCUGUUUUUUAUUCGCUGUCGAUGCUGUGAACUGUAGCUACUGUCACAACUUUGAACUGGUGUUGCACUCAACAUGUUCUUGGUGUAGAACACUGGACACGUACCUAAAACAUAAAACUGGAACAUGUCACAAGCCUGACGUGGAUUCUACUGCAUCCUGGUGUAAUAUUAGCUGCUUUAUCCACAGACAAACAGUUUGGUGUGAUAUAGAGAGAAUCAGUCAUGAGGCAGACAAGCAAGUUGGCAGCGAGACUGUUAACCCGACUCUCAGAGGCAUGAAGGCAAAACCAGUCGAGUGUUGCCUGAUCGGUAAACUGCCCAGCUUUUGUCCUCUUGUCAUAUAGGUGUUCUCCGAACAGUGCACGUUGAUGACGUGUUUGGACAGGUACGUUUUAAGAGAAGACAGUGGCAAGUGAUCAGAGAGAAUGAAACAGUGAGAACCCCUAUAAUUAGAAGGGAAGCAGGAAAUUUUGAAUCGGAAUGAGCCGAGUUGGGUACUCAGGUGAUGGGCCCAUGUAUGGUAGCAAAGGAGGGUAUUGGUGAAGUUGUAAAUGGCGAAUCAAAGGUGAUUUUUCUUGAGAACAUGUCUUCCAGUAACCUUGCAGUGUCAAUCAGUCCAAUAGUGAAUAUUCUUUCACUGAGAAGUGGCCCUUAGUUGGUGCUGGUGAGCAGUCGAUUGUCACUUUACGGAGCAGAAGCUGCAACCAAGGAGUGUCUUUAAACUGUAAUUUCCAUGGCUGCCAUCUGCUAGCAAUGCACGAUCUUGAAAAAGGUCCACCACUGCUAGCAAUAGAUCCAACGAUGUUGCACAGAAAUGUAAGGAUAUGAAUGUACAGGACGAGUGGUGGAUUUGUGUGGAAGUGACUGGUAGCCAUUGUAACAUGGUUUACUGAAUCAUCUCUCAAAGCUCAGUGAAAUCAUCUCAGAUAUUGUAUGUGAUCAUGCACAGGAGACUGACUUUUUGGUACAAACGACUGGAUUAGCAAUCUCAUCGAAGCCUACAGGUUGCUGAUUGUUUUUUUUAACACCCAGAUAACUCUCUGAAACGCUCUAAUACUGUAAAUAUCAUGAAUGUAUGACUGGAUAUUUCAAUUUCAGCCCAAAAAAGGCUUUCUGACUUCAAAUCUCUGUCAUAGGUUAAUAUGCGUUGUGAUACACAUGUACAGUAGUCAGUACUGUAAUGAGGGCAUUGUUUUAGAGAGGGGGAAACAAUUUCAAUCUGCUGUAUUAUGUAAUUAUUCUUAACUUGAGUUUUGCUUCCUUGCACAAAAAAAAGACUUUGUUUCCUUUUGCAUGGUUCACCUUUUUCUUCUGUCUGUGCCUUUUUGAGGACAUUUUUCAAGAUGACGUUGCGAUAGAUUUACAUCGUUUUCAGAAGCUACAUUACUAUGCUAGCUACUACUAUGUCUAUGUCUGACAUAUUUUCCUGACUUGUAAAUGUUGUAAUUAUAUAGUGAUAAUUUGUAUUCAUGUGCCACUCACCACUCUUUUUCAGAUUGAUACUAUGAAAACAAUUUUAUACAGUUUUAUCAAGAAAGAACUCGUGGUUGCCUAGGUGUCCUAUUAGAAAAGCGAUAUAGCACAGUGCUUUGUAUGGUACGCAGACCAGGUUAGCAUUUUGGCAAUAUUUUGUCGAGGAUUUUUUUAUGCCGCGGGGGAUGUUUUGUUGCAUUUCUCAAUUUUCUUUCUGUUAGUCACUGUGAGUCCAUUGCUGUUCAGUUUGCUUUAAACUGGCUUUUUAUAUGUUUGCAAACUGUCUUCCUAACUUCGACUAAAUGGUGAGCAUUAUGAGCAAUAUUAACUUAUUACCUGCUGAUUUUUGUCUCUGUUCUGCUUCACAGAUCUUUACACUCUGAACGGUACAUUAAGCUGUAAAAUGUGUCAGAAACUCAUUUCCUGUAGCUCUUAAAUUUUGACUCAUUGGGGCUAUCCAAUGCAAUGUAGUCAUUAUAAAUAGCAAUAAAAAUGGCUUUGGCAGUGA
Messenger RNA from Acanthopagrus latus (yellowfin seabream), 4577 nucleotides. RefSeq names its product RAB11 family interacting protein 4 (class II) b (gene rab11fip4b). The coding region runs from base 315 to 2309 and encodes 664 amino acids. The transcript has 16 exons. Gene Ontology annotation, biological process: endocytic recycling; regulation of cytokinesis. Gene Ontology annotation, cellular component: midbody; cleavage furrow; recycling endosome membrane. Gene Ontology annotation, molecular function: calcium ion binding. The record is from RefSeq and is a predicted model, not a curated record. Lineage: Eukaryota; Metazoa; Chordata; Actinopteri; Spariformes; Sparidae.